Molecule: messenger RNA, 3827 nt
Organism: Stegastes partitus (bicolor damselfish)
Lineage: Eukaryota; Metazoa; Chordata; Actinopteri; Pomacentridae
Product: MBT domain-containing protein 1-like
Exons: 18
Coding region: 1-2133 (710 amino acids)
Biological process (GO): negative regulation of DNA-templated transcription
Cellular component (GO): nucleus
Molecular function (GO): chromatin binding; zinc ion binding
Source: RefSeq, a predicted model, not a curated record
AUGGAGAACCCCAGAGACCUGGUGGAGCGUCCGUCCAGGAAGCGGCGGGACUCCUUCGGGAUGCUGGACGGCCUGGACGAGGACCGCAGCAGCUGCAGCACUGAGUCCAGCGGCGGCAGUGGAGCGUCCAGCCCCGAAGACAGCGAGGACGAAGACUUAGGAGGAGUGACACAACUCACUCCGUCCUCCUCGUCCUCCCUGACGCUCAUCAAGACCAACGGACAAGUGUACACCUAUCCUGACGGCAAGGCCGGCAUGGCCACCUGUGAGAUGUGUGGGAUGGUCGGCGUCAGAGAUGCUUUCUACAGUAAAACCAAACGUUUCUGCAGCGUCUCCUGCUCCAGAAGUUACUCCUCCAACUCCAAGAAGGCCAGUAUCCUGGCCAGGCUGCAGGGGAAGCCGCCCACCAAGAAGGCCAAGGUUCUCCAGAAGCAGCCUCUGAUGACCAAACUGGCCGCCUACGCUCAGCAUCAAGCCAGCCAGCAGGGUGGCGUCAAGAAGAGCGUAGCUGUGGAGAUGUUUGACUGGGGCCGUUACCUUGGAGAUGGAGAUGUGACGGGAGCGCCGGUCAGCUGCUUCAAACAUGUGCCGAUGGGGAAGUCGUGGGGCGUCAGCGAAGGAGUUCGAGUCGAGGUACCGAACACCGACAGCGGUCUGCCGAUGAAGGUUUACUGGAUCGCUGGAAUCAUCAAACUGGCUGGUUUUAAGGCGCUGCUGCGCUACGAGGGCUUCGACGGCGACUCCACCAGAGAUUUCUGGUUGAACCUGUGUGUUCCAGACAUCCACCCAGUGGGAUGGUGUGCAACUGGUGGGAAACCUCUGGUUCCUCCUCAAUCUAUCCUUCACAGAUUCACCAACUGGAAAACUUUCCUGAUUAAAAGACUGACGGGAUCCAAAACUUUGCCGCCAGACUUUUCCUCAAAGGUGCAGGACAGCAUGCAGUUCCCCUUCAAGAAGCAGAUGAGGGUGGAGGUGGUGGACAAGACUCACCUGUGUCGGACCAGAGUGGCUCUGGUUGAACAGGUGAUUGGCGGUCGUCUGCGGCUCGUGUACGAGGAGUGCGAUGACGGGACGGACGACUUCUGGUGUCACAUGUACAGUCCUCUGAUUCACAGCAUCGGCUGGUCGCGCUCCAUCGGACACCGAUUCAAACGCUCCGAUGUGGCAAAGAAGCUGGGCGGUCAGAUGGAUGCACCUGGACAGCUGUUCGCUAAGGUGAAGGAGGUGGAUCAAAGCGGCUCCUGGUUUGAAGACGGGAUGAAGCUGGAAGCCAUCGAUCCGCUGAACCUGUCGGCCAUCUGCGUGGCCACAGUCAGGAAGGUGCUGGCAGACGGAUAUCUGAUGAUCGGCAUCGACGGCUCGGAGGCGGCCGACGGUUCAGACUGGUUCUGCUACCACUCCACCUCCCCCUCCAUCUUCCCCGCCGGCUUCUGUGAGAUCAAUAACAUUGAGCUGACGCCCCCUAGAGGUUACACCAACCUUCCCUUCAGGUGGUUCGAGUAUCUGAGGGAGACCAAGUCUGUGGCAGCUCCGGUGAACCUCUUCAACAAGGACGUCCCGAAUCACGGUUUCCGUCCCGGCAUGAAGCUGGAGGCCGUCGACCUCAUGGAGCCCCGCCUCGUCUGCGUCGCCACGGUGACCCGCAUCGUCCACCGGUUGCUACGGAUACACUUUGACGGCUGGGAGGACGAGUACGACCAGUGGGUGGACUGUGAGUCACCUGACUUGUACCCGGUGGGCUGGUGUCAGCUGACUGGAUACCAGCUGCAGCCUCCCGCUGUGAACGCAGGCUCCAGAGAUCUGCAGUCAGCAGCAAACAAACAGAGGAAGAAGUCUCAGCAGUACAAAGGACAGAAGAAAAAGAGGAAGUUGCCCAUCGCUAAGCGACCCGUCAGCCUAUCGGGCGCCGUGGUAACCGGCGUUCCCAGGAGCCUAUCAGGAGACGAGAAUGAGACUCCGCCCGACUACCCAUCACCCCCUCCUCCGGCCUCAGCAGCCCAACCCACCGCCGCCGACCCAGAGGGCAGAACCGAGGGCGGAGCAGGUUCUCAGGUGAAGGAGGAGAACGUUGGGUGUCCGGAGCCUCAGAGGACGGAAACAGAAACCAACGGAUCGUCUGCUCAGUUCCAGUAGGCCUCCGUCCAUUCUGUCUGUCUACUGUGAUACAAACACUGAUCGUCCUGUUUCUCUGACGUUUCAUUUCCUGACAGCAAAAAAAAAACUCCUUCAGAAAAAACAUCUCUGAUACAACAAAGAGAAGCUGAAGAAGCAAAUUUACUCAUUUUCUGGGAUCAACAGGAAAAAAAAAACUUUAGUUUUUCAAUGCUAAGAUCUCGAUCUGUGUUCGUGUUCGAGGGUCAGAACUGCAGCAAAGUGAAACUGUGACGUCACGGUGAGAUUCAUUAAAAAACACUGUGUGUUUGUGUUCAAGUGUGAGUGAUGACGAAGCAUCAGGACGCCACGGAAAGAAAAACCAGCAACAGGAGCCACAGCAGCUCGAUUUUCACUUUCAGCUGCAGCUCAGAGACUUGAGGUGUGAAGCUGAAAUUCAAGUCAAAAAUGACAAAAAGUCUUUCCCAUGUGACUCAAAACUGAUCGAAAAAGACUCAAAAAGUGGUCCAAAGUGACACAAAAAUUGUCUAAAAUCGCAAAUAUUUGUUCCAAAAUGACUCAAAACUUGUCCAAAAUGGAAAACCAUCUUCCAGAAUGACCCAAAAUAAUUUUCAAAAAGUCUGACAGUUAUCUGAAAUUAGGGAGACUUGUCCAAGAUGGCUUAAGAAUUGUCUAAAAUGGCAACAAUUUUGUCCAGAAUGACUCAAAAGUUGUCCAACGUGAGUAAAGAAUUGUGCAAAAUGAAUGAAAAAGGUCUCAAAAAAACGUCCCACAUGCCUGGAAACUUGUGAAAGAUGCAUGAAACUUGUGUGAAUGUAUUUGGAUGACAAAGCGUCAGGACGCCACGGAGAGAAAAACCAGCCAAUCGGAGCCACGGCAGCUCGUCUUUCACUUCCUGGUUUCACAUCUCAGAGACUCAACAGAUUCAUACGUUCAGACAAUCGAACAGUCGGUUCGAGUUCAGCAGAGAGUUUGAUGGAAAGUUUAAAAUCACGCAAACGUGAGUGAAGUUUGGUUGAAGGUGUUUUAUCCGAAAAUAUUUAUGAAUCACGAAAAGGCUCAUUCUGCUUGAUUUCUACUCGCUGUGAGAAGACAAAAACAAAAACGCAGAUUUUUACAUGAGUCGUUUAAAAGAUGGUCGCAGGUCAUUUAACUUUGAUGACUGAUCGUCUAAAAUGGUCCAGAAUGACUGAAAAGUUGUCAAAAAGAAAAGAAUGACGAUUUCAAACUUGCGCAUAAUUAGUGAAAAAUGUCCAAAAUUAGACUAAACUUGACAAAGAAGAAAUCUAAUUGUUUAAUUGUUCGUGCAAAACCUGUCUAAAAAUGUUUACAUAAUAUACAUUUGGCCAAAAUUACCAAAAAUGAUCCAAAAUAGCUUGUUGGAAAACUGUCCGUACCAUGACGCAAAACUUUCCAAAGAGUAACGGAAAUUUCCAAAAUGAGUCGAAAUCUGCCCAAAAUCACAAAUAUGUAUAAAAGGUUUUCCAAAAUUGCUCAAAACAUGUCAAAAAUGACAAAUGGAUCAUUUAGAACGUCGUCUGAAAUAAGUAGAAAUUGUCCAGAAUGACACAAAACUUGUCAAAUUACUCUAAACUUGAAACGCAGCAGCCAGAAAUAAAGCGGAAUGAUCCUUUAAAGCAGAUUCAGUGUCGUUCGUUAAGAGUUUAUUGAAGGAAAAAAAAGAACAUUAGUGGUUCAGCAGCUCCAAGAAUCAU